GAUUGGAUAAAAAAACAUUAAAAGACAUAUAAUGAUGAAUCUGAAAUCCUGGUUGGACAAGCAUCAAGGUUGAAAUAACUCCUGGGUUAUUCUUUUUAGAAAAUAUCAUUGUAUUUGUAGUAUAACCUAACAAGAGUCUUUGUACACAACAUUGUCUGUUUUGUAUAUUUCUAUACAUUGUUGAGUAUGUUGACUUUGAAAUGUAUACUACGUACCUGAAAAGGUGCGUAUGCAUCUGUUUUGUCCUCCCUUUCUCUUUGUGGAAAAUCCCAAUAAACAAACAAGAAUUCAGAAAUCUCAUACCUCCAUAAAAUAUGUAGAGUUCAUGUAAAUGGUUUUGGGGGGAUAUGAUAUAGAAAUUGAAUAAAACCCAUACCACUUAUUCCUGACAGGAAAAGCUAUCUGUCACCAAAAAUCAAAGACCAUAGCAUGUUAAGGACAAAAGAUACAAAACCAGAAGUACUGCUGCAGUACCAAGGUCAGCCAGCAGGAGGCCCAUAUUUGACCUUGAUCUUUGUCUUCCUACGACCUACCAACAUACCAAAUAUCAUCACAAUCCAUUAAGGUGUUCUCAAGUUAUGAUGACUACAAAUGUGAGGAAACAAACACACACACACACACACACACACACACACACACACACACACACAGACAGACAGACACAAAAACAAUACCUCCAUUUUUUCAUGGAGGUAAAAAAAACUAUCAGGUAGCUCAGAAGUUACCACUGCAGGCGAACCACUGUUACAGUAGUGCUGGAGAAAAGUUACAUUCAGGUCAGCCUUCAGCGUGCGCUGGUACGAAUGUUAAGUACCUGUAGGUCAUGACAUCGUCACUCACUCUUCCUCACUGUGUCCAGCAAGAACCAGCAGAACAAAGGCGUCCUGUGUCACAUCGGCAUUCCCCAUGACACUACCGUCACAGAAGCGUGCAUAGACUUCAUUUUGUGCAGGGGUGAUUCAGAGGCGGGUCAGCAGUGGACUAUCUCUAACACUGUUCCGACUUGUGCCUUACAGUUAGCAGACAGACAGGUGAAGAUGGCAGCAACAAGCGAGAUUGCCAUUCCACAGUGUGCAGAAGACAUCGCCCCCUGCUGGGUGCAGCAGGUACUGCAGAAGGACCUCCCGGGCGUCACCAUCACGGACGUCCAGGUCAAGGGGUCCAUCAACCAAGGCGAGGGGUUCACGAGCGACAUCGUCGCUUUUGAUGCCGUGGGGAUCAGGAAUGGUGCGAGUCAGCGAUACAGUCUCAUCGCUAAGCUGUCAGAUUUCGAGCGCCCGCUAACGAUACUUAAACAUUGGUCAAAGGACUUUCAGAUCAAAGUGGAUAUGACUGAAGUCAAGUUUUAUUCCAAAGCGGUCCCUGAGCUCCUCUCUGUGGCAAUCCCAAACACAGAGCUCAAAUCUAAGGCAGGGAAUGAAGAUAACGCAAAUCAUCCUGUUGAGUCCUUCAAGUUCCUCCCAAAAUGCUACUUCGCCGCCACUGAUCCGAGCUCUAUGGUGUCCGUCAGGGUUAUGGAGAAUCUGAAGGCUCAGGGCUUCUCCAUCAAAGCCAACCGCCAGUCACUGAACCAUGAUGAGAUGAUGCUUACAGCCGGGGCCCUGGCGCAGCUGCACGGCCUGUCACAUCGGCUGGAGCUCCGCGAGGGCAUCCCUCUUCCCGAGAAGUACGACUGGAUCAUAUCCCUCUCAGAUGCUCCAGAUGUGAUGAUGGAAUCAGUAACCUACCAGUAUCAGACCGCCGUGAAGGCAUUCGCCGCUGCCUUUCCUGACCAGGCAGAUCUUGUAGCUCGUCUGGAGAAGUUAGAAAUGAAGGUCCUGGAGCUUCUCCUAAACGAGGCCCCGGGGUUAAAGGUGCUGAACCAUUCAGAAUGUUGGAUCAAUAACAUCAUGUUUAAGUACACUGAAGGUGUGCCCACUGAUGUAAAGCUUGUGGAUUGGCAGAGUCCCAGGUACCUGCCGCCGACCCAUGACCUGACCCUCCUGUUCCUUUGUAACACAAGUUGGGACGUCUUCCACAACCACAGGGACGCCAUCCUGGCUCACUAUCACCACAAACUGAUGGAGACCCUGGGUCCAAACGAAUCCUCGGGCUUACAGAGCUACACGCUGGACCAGCUGAAGGCAGACUUCAAAGUCGACUGUGUGCACGGGGUGCUGGCCCGGCUGUUCCGUUUGAUGGUCCUGCCUGCGGAUCCAGAUCUGCUGCAGAUUCUUCAGGAGAUCCAGGAGUGGGGAGUUAUCUAAAUGUACACAUUUCAGUAUGCAUUAACUGCAGACAUGUCACUGUAGCCGACGCCACUAUAGUCCAUCAACAGUCAUGACCAACACUUGUCAAAGAGGGAAGAGCACAUGUUUCAGUUGUUGGACAUAUGUUAACAUUGAUCAUGCAGAUUGCUCAAUUAUCCUUUUCUGUUAUAUCAUGUGACAUAAGCAGGGGAGCAGGGACGUAUCAGACGUUUGAGUUUGCAAGCAACAUGCCAUUUUGAGAGUGGAGUCAUUUUAACUCAUAGAGGUGGAGGACAAAAGUUGUGUUAACAACAUACAAUAUCUAUCUAUUAAUUAAGGUCUAUUAUUAAUGAUCUACUAAUUAUUUCAUAGAAUUGCUCCUACAUGUAUAACCUACAUAUACACACCUGAAAAGCCGAAAAGGUGUUCGAUAGUAUAUAUAACCCAGUGAAAGUUUAUAUGUAGAGAUGUAGAGUUAACGUAAAUGUUUUUUUUUAAUUUGAUAUAAAGAUAUUAAAUAAAACCAAUAGCACUUAUUCUUGACAGGAAAAGCUAUCUGUCACCAAAAAUCAAAGACCAUAGCAUGUUAAGGACAAAAGA
Molecule: messenger RNA, 2828 nt
Organism: Branchiostoma belcheri (Belcher's lancelet)
Lineage: Eukaryota; Metazoa; Chordata; Leptocardii; Amphioxiformes; Branchiostomatidae
Exons: 4
Coding region: 1038-2246 (402 amino acids)
Source: RefSeq, a predicted model, not a curated record